AUAUUAUGCUACAAUAAGAGAAUUUAAAUGAAAUAUAUGUUCCAAAUCAAUUGAUUCAGGUCUUUGAAACUGUGAUUUAAAGUAAUGAACAAGAUAAGGAAGAUUUUGAUUAUUUUGGUGUUCGUAUAAAGAAUGGAAAAUACGAUACAAAAAAAAUAAUCAAUAAAAAGAAAUAAUAACAAUAAUAACAAUAACAAUAAUAAUAAUAAUAAUAAUAAGCAAUAAAAUAACAAUAGAAUGAUGAUUAUAUUGAAUAAGAAAUUAUUGAUGAUAAAUAUGCUAAACAAAUACAAUUUGAUGAUGAUGAAAGUUUUGAUAUAGAUUAGAUUUAAUAAUAACAACAAGUUUAAGAAGGCUAAGUAUAUAAUCUUAAUGAAAAUGUUGAAUUUUACUUAGCUUCUGAAUUUAAGACUGUAAAGUUUAACGAAAGAAAGGAACUUUCAUGUUUGGUAGGUAUAAAAGCAAAAGAAGUUUAACAUUAAUAAGUGCCUUAACAGAUUGAGGGAGAUGCCUAGAACCAAUUUAAUAUGGAUUAACAAUAACAUUCAAAAGUUGGAGUAGAUUUAGUAAAUAUAUAUAUAUUUAAAAAUAAAGCUUUGUGUAAUAGAUAGAAGUGGGAGUAUGAGUGGAGAGAAAAUAGAUAUGGUUAAAUAAACAUUAAACAUUUUACUAAAUUUUUUAGGACCAAAAGAUAGAUUAUGUUUAAUAUAAUUUGAUGAUACGUGUUAAAGAUUGACUAAUUUAAGAAGAGUGACUGAUGAGAAUAAAACAUAUUAUUCGGAAAUCAUUUCUAAGAUUUAAGCUAAUGGUGGAACAGUAAUUAGUUUAGGUACUUAAAUGGCUUUAAAAUAAAUUAAAUAUAGAAAAAAUGUGAAUAACGUGACAGCUAUUUUUGUGUUAUCAGAUGGUUAAGAUGAAGCUGCAAUUCCUUAAAUUCAAAAAUAAUUAGCCUAUUAUUCAUAAACACUUACUAUACAUUCUUUUGGUUUUGGUAGUGAUCAUGAUGCUAAAUUGAUGACUAAAAUUUCUAAUUUGGGAAAAGGUAGUUUCUAUUUUGUUAAUAACAUAUCUUUACUUGAUGAGUUUUUUGUUGAUGCACUUGGUGCUCUCACUUCUAUGGUUGCAACAAAUAUUAAUAUAACUUUAUAAAAUAAAACUUAAACUCCAUAUGAUGCUAUAACCAUCUCUAAAUUUUAUGGAUAAGAUAAAUCAAAUAACUAAACUAUUAAACUUAAAAUACCUUAUCUAGCAGAAGGAUAAAGAAGAGAUUUCGUUUUUAAACUUAGUAUACCAUAUAUUAAUAAUAAUGUAUUUUUUAUAUAAUAUAUUAAUUAAGUUACCUUAAGAAGAUGUACUAUUAUUUUAAGCUGAAGUAUAAAUUACGAGUUCUUAAACUCAAGAAACUAUUUAAAAAUAAGCUGAAUUAUAUUUGAAAUUUAUUGAUGAAAAUUAAACUAUUAUUGAAGAAUAAAAUUAGUAAACAAUUAUACUUAUUUUUAAGUUUUGUUACAGAAUAAGUUUUUAGAGUUGAAUCAGCAGAAGUGAUCAAAUCUGCAUUACAGAAAUGUUAAAAUAGAUAAAAUUCUUAAGCUAUAGAUUUAAUUGAUUCACUUAUUUCUAAAGUGUAAGAAAAUCAAUAAUUAUCAGAAAAAUGUAAAAAUAUUGUGUCUGAUCUUGAAUAAGUUAAAUAGGCAGCUAAAAAAGAAUAUUUCAAUAAAUUUGGAAGUAAAUAAAUGUAUUAAAUUAUUUCUAACAAUUACAAUUAAUAAGGAAUAAAUGCAAAAUUUGAUGCAUCUGGAAUUUAAUUGUAGUAAGAAGAAUAAUCAUAAUUUUAAAAUAAAAAAUAAAUGAUGUGGGUUUAGAAGGUAUAAUAUUCAAAGAAAUGCAAACCAUGA
Paramecium sonneborni is the source of this 1895-nucleotide messenger RNA. Lineage: Eukaryota; Ciliophora; Oligohymenophorea; Peniculida; Parameciidae. The record is from the annotation of a GenBank genome assembly.